CUCGCGCCCGCGCUAAUCGGCGAAACACUUUACCGACGAGCUGGAUAUCCUGGUCUAGCCCUGCAGUCAUGAGACCCUUUUUUUCCUUGUCGUUUAUUUCUCCGUCGUGCGCCCGAAUGAACGAUUAAUCCUCGACACAGCCCAGAGCAUGACCCCGUUCGCCAAGAUGAACAUGUCGAGGGGGGAACAACCGAUUGGCAGGCAUGCGAACUUGCAGGAUUGAGUUGGACCCUUUCUGAUCCUGUGCAGGAUUACCGUCCGGGCUAUCACUAGCCGUGUUUCGAGCUAUGAAGCUGGUAUAAAAGGGAGUCGUUUCCUCGAUGGACAAGUUUCCAAGCACCGAAGCAAGCCUUGUAUCAUUCGGAAAAGAUCCUUGAAAUCAUCUUGAACAUCAUCACAAUGCCUCAAAUCUUCAACCAUCUCGCCAUCGCAGCUCUGGCAGCUUGCGCCGUGGCCACUCCCGUUGCCGAGCCUGCCAUCACGGCUACUCCCAGCCUUGAGAAGCGUGCCAGCUGUACCUUUUCAGGCUCAAAUGGUGCUGCUUCUGCCAGCGCUUCGCAGAAGUCCUGCGCUACUAUUGUCCUCUCCAAUGUGGCCGUUCCCUCGGGAGUCACAUUGGAUCUCAGCAACUUGAACCAAGGAACUCACGUCGUCUUCGAAGGCACCACUACUUGGGGCUACAAGGAGUGGGAGGGCCCUCUGCUGCAGAUUCAGGGCAAGGAUAUCACCGUCACCGGUGCCAGCGGUGCCAAGCUCAAUGGCGACGGUGCCCGCUGGUGGGACGGCAGAGGUGACCAAGGCAAGAUCAAGCCCAAGUUCUUCGCCGCUCACAGCUUGACUGGCACGUCCAGUAUCAACAACCUCUACAUCCAGAACACCCCCGUACAGGCCGUUAGCAUCAACGGCUGCAAUGGAUUGACCAUCACUGACAUGACCAUUGACAACAAGGCCGGUGACAGCGCUGGCGGUCACAACACCGAUGGCUUCGAUAUCGGCUCUAGCAGCAACGUUGUUAUCCAAGGUGCUACUGUGUACAACCAGGACGAUUGUGUUGCCAUCAACUCUGGAACUGGCAUCACCUUCAGCGGCGGUUUCUGCUCUGGUGGUCACGGUUUGUCCAUUGGCAGCGUGGGUGGUCGCAACGAUAACACUGUGGAUAAUGUUACCUUCAAGGACUCUACAGUCACCAAGUCUGACAACGGUAUCCGUGUCAAGGGUACCGCGGGCACUACCGGCACCAUUAAGGGCGUUACCUACUCUGGUAUUACCCUUUCCUCCAUUGCCAAGUACGGUAUCCUGAUUGAGCAGAACUACAACGGCGGUGACCUGAAGGGUGACCCUACUAGCCGUGUUCCUAUCACUGGCCUCACCAUUUCCGGCAUUUCCGGCACUGGCGCCGUCGCUUCUAGCGGUAACAACAUUGCUAUUGUAUGUGGCACCGGCGCUUGCUCCAACUGGACCUGGAGUAACGUCAAGGUCACCGGUGGUAAGACAUACGGCGGCUGCAAGAACGUUCCCGGCGUUGCUAGCUGCUAAAUGAUUUCAUUCUCCAUAUCAUUGGAGUUAGUAUGUCGCAGGCAGCAGGAAAGAUGGGAUGUUGUUGAUCUUUGAUCUUUGAUGCCUUGUACCAUCAUUCAGAUUUCUAUUCUUCUGUCACCUAUUUCGAGACUGUAUUUAGUCAAUCAAAGGGCGGGCUUUGUCCUUUUUUGCCAACUAUUUGAAUAGUCGUAUAACGAAAUCCGUACUUCCAGUGCCAACCACACAUCGCAACCCUAUUGAAGCACAGCUUCCCUCAUUGGCCUCCGGAUUGGUCGAUUCUGGGGCCCAUCGAAUACAACUGACAAAUCGCCCGUGCGCCUUGUCUAUAGUCUUGACCAACCUCCCAUUUUGUAAUAGAUCCCAGCAGCGGACAGUACAAUCAUCGCCCACACUAAGCAAAUACCGUCCUCCAGGGUGAAACGUCAAAUCCCGAACCCAGCUGUCAUGACCAAUCAAGGUUUUAAUCAACCUCCCUCUCACAUCCCACAGUUUGAGAGUACCGUCUCUUCCAGCAGUGACCACAAAUUCUGCAUGGCUUUCAACGGACGGAACAACUUUAAAUCCACCUAGUGCAGCCAAGUAUCGAUAGCUCGCAGGAGGGGCAAAAACACAACAUUCGAUGUGAUUAUCAUGACCGCGUAGAAAUGAUUUAGCUUCACCGGACGCAACAUCCCAGAUUGUUGCGACUUGUUCGCGGCCACCUGUGACUAGCCACCUUCCAUCAAUCGAGGGAGAAAGGCUACAUAUCCAAUCGCCAUGCGAGUAUAUCGUCCUGAUGCAGUAACCCGUGGCUACAUCCCAUAUGCGAAUCGAUGCGUCUCGACUAGCUGAAACGAGACGAUUUUCACCUGAUCGCAGAAACCGUACAGCUGUGACGCAACGGUCAUGACCAGAAAGGGUACGAACGUGAGCAUAGUUGUUGUUUGGAUCCCAGAUUUUGAUCGUGAGAUCAUCCGAGCUUGAUGCGAGGAGUACGUUGCCCUUCUGGCCACCGAAGUCAAGGUCUGUCACGCUUUGGGAAUGUCCCUUAAUUGUUCUCUCGAGUUCGCCAACCUCACACUCCCAGAUUUUGAUGGUGUGGUCCUCCGAUCCAGAUGCUAAGAAAGAGUAUACCGGAUGGAAAGCAAUGCAUGUGAUGGCCCCUCUAUGGGACUCCAAUGUAUAGGUUGGGUCACUGGGAAGCC
Messenger RNA from Penicillium brasilianum, 2723 nucleotides. Lineage: Eukaryota; Fungi; Ascomycota; Eurotiomycetes; Eurotiales; Aspergillaceae. The record is from the annotation of a GenBank genome assembly.